Messenger RNA from Menidia menidia (Atlantic silverside), 2817 nucleotides. The record is from the annotation of a GenBank genome assembly. Lineage: Eukaryota; Metazoa; Chordata; Actinopteri; Atheriniformes; Atherinopsidae.
AUGAGCAGUGAAAAGAGCGCAGAGGUGGUGGGCUGCGAUGCCUCCAUCAUGAGAAACGUGUGGGAGAUCAGAGCCAGAGACUACGACCAGAGGAGGCAGCUGGAGCUGCAGCGGGUGGAGAAGAGUGCUCUGCCCGUCAUAAACCAGGACUGGGCAAACCGCCUGUCUGCCAGAGAUGGCGGGUACAAAAGGCAGGAGAGGAAACCUAAACCUCCAGAGGCUCAGCCAGACGCUAAUGUGUGGAAAAGCAAACCCUCAGCUCCCCGUGUUGCUACUCGUGGUGUGGGUUCAGGGGCGCCCGGCAAGCCAGGAGUCCAAAGCAGAGGUUUCUCCGCUCCAACUACAACUUACAAAAAAGGGCAGGAAAAAACAGUUCAAGACAGGAGUCUUAACAAAAUGCAGCUACUUAUGUUCUUGAACCAAACUAAACCCUCACCUGCAAAUUGGGGAAAGGCAUGGAAGUACAACAAAUCCUUACCAGCCCCUACAGAGGGCACCGUGGUUGGCCCAGAAUGGGGCCACUGCUGGAUGUUUGCCCCCCAGCAACCUUCCUUUGAAGCAGGUAAGUCUUGGCCAGACAACCCAGACACGUUGGAUCGCCACAGCCUUCACCUCUGGACAAAGCCUGAACACAAGAUGGUGGAGUCCCAGCAGCUCGACUUCCAUCGUCCAGCUGAAGAAUGGCAAAUGUCCUGGCAAAGACCUGAGGAAAUGAAAAAGGCUGGAUCUGCUGAUGGGGAGAAUGGCCGGAAAUCUGGAUUCCAGCGCCACAAUGAAGCCCUUUCUUCAUCAGAGUGGGUUGACUCAUUUCACUCCACCAAGCCCGCAAAUCAGUCAGAUCAAGGUUUUAUAAAAGAGUCUUCGAAUAAGAUGCAGGAUAAGGAUAGAGAGAUGAAUCCCGAAUGGGAAGAAUGUUGGAAGCUUGUGAACCAUCAUGGUGGUAAUAAUUUCAAGCAGCAGUUUCAGAAAGCUCAGACUCUUGAGUGGGCCAGUUCAUGGAGAGCAGCUACAGCGAACCUCAACCAUCAAAAUACAUCCAACCACGGCUCUGGCCACGAUGAUCAUGGCCAGCAGAAAGAGUCCCAGCACACACUCAUCGGUGUGUCUCUCAUGCGUCACCACAGAGAUAUGCACAUGCAGCUCUGCCAAGGAUUCGAAACCCCCACUGAGUGGAACCACUCAUGGCAGCUUACAAAAAAUAACUCAAAGCCAUGUGAGGAGAUCAAUAAAGUCCUGAAGGCCCCACCACCAAAGAUGGACUCUGCUAAAGAGGGGCAAAAAGAGCAUUCCGCAACAGAGAAACCAGAUCCGCGUUAUGAACAACUCAAACAUGAUGUUAUUUAUCAGACAAAGAGAGAAUUCCCAGAGUCAAAGAUGCUUCUUUUCAAGCAAAUGCAAAAAAUGUUGCCUUUGUCUGAAUGGAAGGACUCUUGGAAGAUAUUAAAGCAUAGAAUGAGAAUGGAGAGGAGAAGAUAUAGGGUAAAUCCUUUGGAGUCAUUUAGAGAGUCCGAAAAUAAGGACACAAAAUUCAAUUCUUCAGAGUGGAAGGACUCAUGGAAACACAGCUGUAAGCCUUUAAAUCAGGAGCCUGACUUGUGGCAACAGGGUUGGUCAACAACACCACAAAUUCGUGUGAACUGGGAGCGGAACCAGAAUGAAUUUGAGCCAGAGCAAUUUCCCAAGAAUGGACCAACUAGUAGACAAAUUUGGGCAGAGUCCUGGAGGUUCUCAAGACGCCAGCAUCGGUCAGAGCCUGGACAAGAGAGAGAACAAUUCAGCCAAGGAAAAUCCGGUGAGCCUUCCCAUCAUCAUCAUUACUCAAAGGAACGAGAACAGUAUACUAGAUCUAUAUCUGACUGGCAUGAAGCCUGGAUGGUGUCUGAAACCCAGUUCCGUCAUGAUAGACCUUCUUUACUUCAAUGGAGGGAAGCCUGGAGGUGUUGCAUCUACCACACUUUGCACUGGACCGAUCACGUUCCAAGAAACAAGUGGGUGAAUCAAUCAGCAGAGAUCCAACAUCCAACAAAGUGGAUUUAUAGGCGAAAAGCUAAAAUGAGCACCUCUUUCGACAAUGAGGUGUUCAGGCAAAGAUACCCUGAGAAAGAGUGGAGGUCUUCAUGGAGCGCUGAGUCACUUCUAGAGCACCAACCAAGUUUUUAUGGAUCUGUAGGCACAACUGGGCAAACUAAAGGCGGCAGCGCCAAGCAGACUAAUCCCUUUGCAAGUGAGUAUAAAUCAAAGUGGGGAAGGUCAUUUAGGCUUGCAAAUCCCAUGCCCAGCCUGGAUCAGCCUUGGGUGGAGUCCGGUCCCAAUCCUGUUUCCUAUGCAGUGUGGUCAAGAGGAAUGAGACAAAGAAACAUCCAAUUCAAUUUCAGCGACACCACUCUCUCAACCAAACUAUGGGCCAACUCCUAUUGCUUCCUGCAGGGCAGCGGUUCACGCAGUGGAAACAAAGCUAAGUCUAUGGGGCCCAGUGACCCAAGAGUGAUUUCGGUGAAAAAGAUCCAAACAAGGAAGCAUUUGUACUCCGACAUGGAGAAGGAGAAGCAAGUUGACAAGAAGUGGGCGGGAUGCCACCUAUUAGGGAAGACUCAACCUCGCCCCAAGAAAGGCCGCGGUAAGCAGCCCACACCUGAGGACAACGGCAACGACAAGUUGUAUGACGAAUGGGUCGUAUCUUGGAAGUUCCUGGUCCGGCCUCAAAAUCUGAGAAAGCAAAUGGCCUUUAAGGCACUCUUAGGAUGGGGGGAGUCAUGGAAGUUUCUCUUUCCACCAUAUGCGCCCGUGUUAGAUGUUAAAGGUAAAUCAAAAGCAUAG